UGGCCGCGCAGGCGUUGUACGCGCCUUUUGCCGUCGCGUUAGGAUUGAGGGGUGGGGAGAGUUGUGACUCUUCUUGGUUUUGCAGCUUUAGUCGCCAUUAGUAUUGAGGCAGAGCAAAAGUGUGUGUAAGGGGUAACAUCAAUAUUAAGAAUAAAGUAAUAAAAUAUAAUUUGGUGAUAAUUUUGAGCAAUCAAGUUAGUGUUUAUUUAAUUAUUUAAAUAUGUUCGUAUUUUUUGUUUAAUGUAUAGAAAACGCAAACUCAUUUUUGCAGCGCUAGGUUUACAGAUAGUAGAACAGCCAUAAUAUAACAUUUUUUCUUAUUUUUAUUUUUACAUUAAAAGGAUUUUUUUUUUUAUUACAUGGAUUGGAAUCGUUUUUUCUGCAUUUGCGGACAACAUAAUGUCACUGCAUUACUAGAACCGCUUAAUAGUAGUCUUCUUUGCUUAUUAUUUGAAUUGUAUUUCUAAAUUAGUAUGAAUACAUCACAUUACAGUGCAGUAUUUGGAGGGAGAGUAUUUUUAAUUUGAACGGGUGGAGGUAUUUUUCGUCAUUCCCCUUCCGACAUAAGGGUUUCUCUCCCAGACCCUGACUUCAAGUAUCCAAUAGCUAACCGUGUGACACACUCAGUGAGGUUUACCCCGGAGCAAGGAAGAGCAGCGGACUAUCAAGGCCAGGGGAAGGCCCGGGGAGGUGCAGUGACACAAGCUAGCUUUCGAGUCUUGAUCAUGGAUGCAUGACAUCAACAUCCACGGGCACACGGCUCUGUCAUUAAUCGCUAUCAUUUGUUUUGAAACCGAGUUGGUGUAUUAACCUAAAAAAAAAGGAUAAUGGAAGACGAAACAUGAGGGGGUCUGUUCUCAGCGGAUAAGCAAAUGUAAGAUGUGUCUGUAUUUUUGAAACUACACGCUAAACUGAAAGAUUUAAAGUAGAGCACGGAAGAGGGUGGCAGAUGCGCAUUGAAAAACUUUCCACCCGCACGAGUAUCUGUGUUUGCAUUCGCAAUAAGAAAAAAUACAUACAUUAUUAUAACGUUAUUGUUAUUUUUUUAUUUCAACUGUUAAACUAUCGACUUGGGGUUCUGCCCGGUCUGUGUUGGAAAUGUACCCGAUGUCCUGCCUCGCGAUGGGAACUAUAAAUUGAGUCGAAUUGGCUCUAUUAAAAACAAUUAUCUUUUGAUAACUUUGACUGUUUAGCAAAUUUGGAGGAAGACCGGCCUGUUCGGGGACAUACAUACACACAUACGUUGUUCUGUUGCCAAGUUUCGUUUAUAAUGAACGAGUUUGCAGAAGAAUGAACGUCACAUGAGAAUAAACCUUUUCCGUCUGGAUCAACUGUCGGAUUACAAAUACGCAUCAGUAAGCAAGAACGCCUCUCUCCUCCUACCCCCGCCCUCUUGGAUUUUUUUUUUUCUGUAGCUCAAUGACGGCUAUCUUUGGUGCGUUGCAGAAUGGAUGGUGUGGUCUGGACUGUCCCGGUUUCUCAGUGUUUGCGAUUCCUUUUCUGUGACUGCAUUUUGUUCUUUUCGAACUACAAAAGAACACCUCCUGUCCAGGGCCCAGACCCUUUGCACUGUAAUUGUAUUCAUUGUCCCUACUGAAUUUCCAGGACACACCUGUUUGGGGGCGGGUUGUUAGCUGGAAAAGGAGUCUGAAAAGGGGAGUUUCUUGGAAGUGGUUCAGAAUUAUUAUUUUUUAUUAGACUUGUACAUGCUAGCAAAAAUGUCAGAAAACUCAGACAAGAUAUCGACGUCCUUGGCGCCCCCUAAGAACGGGAACGGGUCCUGUUCGGAUACAUCUGUGGGUGAGAAGCUGGGGGUGAAUCUGCUGAAUAACAGACAUGUAGAAGUGGCUUUACGAAAGCGCAGGCACACCAUGGACAAGGACAGCAGAGCCGCGGAGCACCGCUUCUUCCGACGAAGCGUCAUUUGCGACUCCAACGCCACGGCCCUGGACCUGCCCAGCAAUGCCUGCAUCCUCUCUUCCCCUCCUGAUUCUGACAGCUCCCUCUCCACUAUCAUUGUGGGGCCCAGCGAGCCCCCUGCAUUGGCCCCCCAGCCUGCAGAGGUGCCUCCAGUGGAGGUAGCCCCAGAGGUGUGCAAUGAGACCAGCGGGCACACGGAAGAAGCGAGCAUGCCUGUCCUGGUGGUUAGCGAUGGGCAGUCGGUGGUGUUAGCUCCUGCCGGAGUCAGCGAUGCUUCUAACCAUGUCGGGGAUAAGAUCGAUGCUUGUGAUGGCGGUGCCGCCGGCAGCAGUGUUGCGGUUGGGAAACAGGACAAAGGGAAGGAAGUUCUAAAAGAGGCCGGGUUGGGAUUUUCCAGAGGGGAAGGGCAAGUGAAAACGGAGGCGGAGCUCCGGGAGGCAGCAGAGAAGAAGCAGCAGCAGGAGGACAAUGAAGAGGUGGAGACCAAGGCGGUGGGGACGUCCCCCGAUGGGCGCUUCCUCAAGUUUGACAUCGAGAUCGGCCAAGGAUCCUUCAAAACCGUCUAUAAGGGGUUGGAUACUGAAACAACGGUGGAGGUGGCUUGGUGCGAGUUGCAGGAUCGAAAGCUGACAAAGUCAGAGAGACAGAGGUUUAAGGAGGAGGCUGGGAUGUUGAAGGGGCUCCAGCACCCGAAUAUCGUCCGGUUUUAUGAUUCCUGGGAACUGACAUACAAGGGGAAGAAAUGCAUUGUGCUGGUGACGGAGUUGAUGACAUCCGGGACCUUGAAAACGUACCUGAAGCGGUUCAAGGUGAUGAAGAUCAAAGUGCUGCGCAGCUGGUGCAGGCAGAUCCUCAAGGGCCUUCACUUCCUUCACACGAGGACCCCUCCCAUCAUACACCGGGACCUCAAGUGUGACAACAUCUUCAUCACCGGCCCCACCGGCUCAGUCAAGAUCGGAGACCUGGGUCUUGCCACGCUCAAACGAGCCUCCUUCGCCAAGAGCGUUAUAGGUACCCCUGAGUUCAUGGCCCCCGAGAUGUAUGAGGAGAAAUACGAUGAGUCAGUGGAUGUGUACGCUUUCGGGAUGUGUAUGUUGGAGAUGGCAACUUCUGAGUACCCGUACUCCGAGUGUCAGAAUGCUGCGCAGAUCUACCGCAGAGUCACCAGUGGAGUGAAGCCUGGCAGCUUUGACAAGGUAGCGAUACCUGAAGUGAAAGAGAUCAUUGAAGGAUGCAUUCGCCAAAACAAAGACGAGAGGUAUGCCAUCAAGGACCUGCUGAACCACGCCUUCUUCCAGGAGGAGACCGGUGUGCGGGUGGAGCUGGCAGAGGAGGACGACGGGGAGAAGAUCGCCAUCAAGCUCUGGCUUCGGAUAGAGGACAUCAAGAAGCUAAAGGGGAAGUACAAGGACAAUGAAGCCAUUGAGUUCUCCUUUGACCUGGAUAGAGAUGUGCCUGAGGAUGUUGCGCAGGAGAUGGUGGAGUCUGGCUACGUGUGCGACGGGGAUCAUAAGACCAUGGCCAAAGCGAUCAAGGACCGCGUGUCUCUGAUCAAACGCAAGAGAGAACAGAGGCAGCUGGUGCGCGAGGAGCAGGAGAAGAGGAAACAGGAAGAGCAGGAAGGAGAGCUGCUGAAAGCACAACAGCAGCAGCAACAGCAGCAACAACAGCAACAAGUACAGCAGGCCCAGACACCCUCUUCCCAGGCUGGAGUUAGCCAGCAGACCCAGUUCAAAGCCCCGGCUCCCCCCGCCGCCACCACCACAGGCCCCCAAAGCCAGAUGGAGCCCGAGGAGCCAGAAGUAGACCAGCACCAGCAGCAUCAGUACCAACAGGCUGGCAUCUCCAUCGCAUCGGAUGGCACGGUUGACAGUGGCCAGGGCUCCUCUGUGUUUUCUGAGUCUCACCUGGGCAGCCAGCAGACUCUCUCUUACAGUUCUCCCCCAGAGCAGCCUGUGUCCUCGGGCCAGGCUCCUGGGUACCCGGCCCCUGGAGGACAGCAGCAGCAGCAGCAAUACCAGCAGCCAGCUGUGGCUCCCGGGCAACAGCCUCCAACCAGUCUCUCCUUACCGGCCACCUCUCAGCCUGGACCAGUCUCCACACAGCAGUAUGGAGGUUACUACACCCCAACGCAACCCCCACAGGCUGUUCCCCAGCAGGCCUCCCUUGGUGGUCCUCCUGCACAGCAAAUGGCGCAAUAUUCACUCCAGCAGCAGCCAACAACUUCCAUUGCAGCUACUCAGCCCACUCUGCAGCUCAACCAGGCACAGCUUUGUGCUAGUGACCUGAGCACUCCCAGUCUUACCCCUUCUCCAAGCGCUGAGCAGCUGCACUUUCUCUACCAGGCUGCGCAUCUCGCAGUGUUGCAGCCUCCUGUGUCCCAGCCUAUGCAUCCCCUCUAUAUCGAAACUCUACCUCCUCCAGUCCUGGCUCCGGGUCUCGCCGAGCCCAGCUCCUUGCCCAUGACCUCCCACUCCCUGCCAGGGCAGAUCCUCCCCAGCUACUCCUACCCCCCUCCACUUCUCUACACCGGCGAGCUGCAGACUUCAAUGCCGCCUUUUUCCAUCGCUCAGGUUGGCUUUCCUUCGCCUUCUCUUCCUGUCACCAUGGCAGCCAGCCUUAGCCAGCAGCAGCAGCAGUCACCGGCAAUGGUAGCUGCAUCAAGCGUGCCCGCUGGAGCUCAGGUAGGGCUUCCAGCGCACGCGUCUCCCCAGCAGCUUGUCUACUCUGGGUCAGCAGUCAGCAUGGGGAAGCUCCUGAUCCAGCCACACCUUCAUCCAAGCGAAAUCCUACACCAGGCGCCCCAGAGUGUUUCUCAGUCCAGCGAGCAGACGCAGGGGCUGCAGGCUCAGGGGAACUCCUCUGUGGACAGUGUGCAUUCGGACGUGGCGUCUGGAAUGAGCGAUGGGAAUGAAGGAGCCACAGCCUCCAGCGAGAGAGACGAGGGCAGAUCCACCAAGCGGCACAACCGAAAGUCAGUCCGGAGCCGCUCUCGCCACGAGAAGACGUCUCGGGCGAAGCUGCGCAUUCUCAGCGUUUCAAACAUACCCGACCGAGUGGCUGAGUGCCAGCUGGAGACUCACAACCGGAAAAUGGUUACUUUCAAAUUUGAUCUCGAUGGGGACAAUCCAGAGGAAAUUGCGGAAAUAAUGGUUCAGAGCGAGUUCAUCCUGGAGCCAGAGAGAGACUCGUUCAUUGAGCAGGUGCGCGACAUCAUUGAAAAGGCGGACGAGAUGCUGAGUGAGGAUGCGAGCGGAGAGCCGGAGGGCGAACCCGGGGGAAACAGAGACAAGGGCAAGACCCAGAUGGAGUGUGAAUUCAGAGGUCCGGAACCUGCAUUAUUUGUUCCUCGGCAGACAGGUGCCCAUGUAGGCUCUGUUGCUCAGGUGGUCCAUUCAGCCGGUCGCCGGUUCAUAGUGAGCCCUGUUCCAGAGGCCCGGCUCAAAGACCAGUUCUUUGGUCCCACGGCCACCCCUAUUCUUCCUCCAGAUCCUUCCUUAUCCAAGGAGAUGCCAGCAUCGGUUCCAGUGGUUCUCAACAGUCAGAGCUUAAGCCACUCUGCCUCCUCAGUCAGCCUUCAGCAAGCCUUCGCUGAGCUCCGCAAUGCAGCCUACCAGGAGGGACCCAGCACCGCGCCGCCCAUGGUCAACCUCACCAUGCUGCCCUUCCCUACCUUAACAGGACUGACCCCAGUCUCCACCCCAUCCAGCACCCACAUAGCAUCCCCUCCCUCAACCCAGGCACAGAGCACAGUCACUGAGGCCGGCUCGAGCUCUCAGCCAGCCCCAACAUUGCAGCCCAGCCUUCCAACUGUGCCCCCUCCUGCUGUUCAACAAAUCACUGGCCAGGGAGUGAGCACACAGGCAGCCAUAACCACUCCUCUGUCUCAGUCUGGACAGCAGCUGAUCUACUCCAGCACUAGCACUUUAUCCCCACCUCUCACCACACCCCCUCAGCAGCCGAUUACUGGAGUUCCACCUAGUGUCAGCGCGCCGGCUUCCAUAGCUCCUCCAGUUGUGACACCGCAGCCAGCCCAAGCGGCCCCUCUCCCGUCUCACGCCAGCCUCCCCACUUCAGCAUCCUUCCCAAUGAUGUCCCAGUCGACCCAGCAAGUCUUUGCCAACGCGAAUCCUCCGCUGGUGCAAAUCUCCUCCUCCCUGCCUGGCCCUCCAAUAACCAGCCCUGGUCCCCCAUUGCAAGAAUCUCCCCAUCCUGACAGCUUGCAGCCCAAGCUUCCAACCUCCACCUCUCUACCCAUUGCUGUGUCAGCAUGCCAAGCUCCUGUCUCACAGCCUGCUGUAACCAGUGUGUCUUCAGUCCCCAAUUUGAUGCCGGCAGCCACUACCACCGUCCCAGUGGUCCAGCCGACACUGGUGCACACUGAGCCGCAGCUGGUCUCUGUCCCCAACCAACCACAUACACACUCCCUGGAGUGCGAAGGGGAGCCUGGUAUCGACGACAUCAAGACCCUGGAUAAGAUGCUGCACUCUCUCUUCAGGGAGAACAGCUCAGCCACGGCAAGUGACCCGGCCGGAGCUCAGAUCCCAUCCGGGACAGCAGCUGCUGCAGGCUUGUCCAGUAUUUUGGCAGCGCCCCCCACCAGCUUGCCCCUUGGAAGUGCAGGGUUACCCACCAGCACCCCUGUAGUCACCCCCGGUCAGGCUGCCACCCCUGCAAGCUACGUCCAAGCUGGACCCCCAGUGGGCAAGGCAGGGACCCCUCCAGCUAAGCCUCCUUUGGGACGGUUACCGGUAUUGCCUGUAGGCACAGAAUUGCAGGCUGGCACUCCACCCACUGAACAGCAACAACCCCCUUUUCCAGGACCUACACUAACCCAGUCUCAGCAGCCUCUGGAAGAUCUCGACGCCCAGUUAAGAAGGGCGCUCAGUCCAGAGACGGUCCCAGUUAACACUGUGACUGCUCCGACUGCAGUGACUUCACCCCCAACAAGUGUUUCCGACCAGAGUUAUCCUGCCGGACAGCCUGUUGCUGAAGGACCUCAAGGGGAAGAUAGCAGUAGUGUCGUGGCUGCUAGUGCAGGAGCUGAAGUUGUGAAACUUGGGCGCUUUCAGGUGUCAGUGGCACCGGAUGUGGUCUUGCCUCAGUCAAAGGUGGACGUCAGAACCAGGCCUAGCUCUACAGACUCUACCUCCUCUACCACCUCCUCCAGUUCCUCCGCCUCCUCCACCUCGUUGCUGUCCAGCCCCGAGAACACGCUGGUUAAGCCGCUAGCCCGCCGCAGAGCUGCCACAGCUCCGGAUGUGGUGGAUGGUCUUACCCUGCACUCCUCUCCUCACCAGACAGCACAGCCCAGCCAGGAGGCCACCCCGCCCACUACCAUCGGCAGGUUCCAGGUCACCACCCAAGCUGACACCAGGGUGGGGCGUUUCUGUGUGACCAAGGCGCAGGACGAACCGGCAGCAGCUGGGGCAGGGAGCACCUCUACCCCGGCCAGGGAAACCCAGCUUGCCCUGCCCAGCAUAGAGAGCCCCUCGGAACCCUUCACACAGCUCAACGGGCCAUCGCAGCUCCAGGAAGUGUGUGCCAGCCUGGGCAGCCCAGGUUCCCCCCAGCUGCAAGGAUCCCUGCCCCUGCCCAGCCUCAGCAACUCCUUCAACUCCUCCUACUUGAGCAGCGACAACGACUCGGAGUUCGAGGACGAGGAUCUCAAGAAGGAGCUGCAUCGGCUCAGGGAGAAACAUCUGAAAGAGAUCCAGGCUCUGCAGUCACGACAGAAGCAGGAGAUUGAGUGUCUUUACACCAGACUGGGGAAGGUGCCCCCAGCUGUCAUCAUCCCCCCUGCGGCCCCCCUUUCAGGGAGGCGCAGGAGACCCACCAAGGGCAAGGGGAGCAAGUCCAUCCGCAGCACCUCCCAGGGCAGCAAGAGCCCUCUCCUGCCAGGCACUUUCUCUGCACAGAGCGCUCCCUCCAUGUUCCCGCCUCAGCACACUCUACUCCCCCCGGGAGGCAGCCCGGAGACUGGGCACUGCCAGCCACUCAAGCCCUCUCCCUCCAGUGAGAACCUGUGCUCUGCUUACACAAGCGACGCGGCUCUCUCCGUGCCCAGCCUGUCCGCCCAGGCACAAGGCUGUGCAAAGUUCAGCUGUGGGUCAGAGCGAGUAACCUUCAAAACCGGUGGCAGGAGGACGCGAUUUCUGAGGAAGAUGGUGAAAAAAGUGUGUCCCUGCAACCAGCUCUGUAGGACAAGCAGCACAAACACAGUGAGUGGAGGGGCCCCGGGACAGGCCCCAGCUCAGCCCCCUACCCUGCCCUCCACCCGGAAGGGCACCUUCACAGACGACCUACACAAACUGGUGGACAACUGGGCUCGCGACGCCAUGAACCUGUCGCAGGGCAAGCGGGGCUCCAAGCAGCAGCAGCAGCAGCAGCAUGGCCACAACUACUGUGAAGUGAUCCCGCCUGCCAACAUGGGAAGAAAGUUCUCCGCUCCGGGGCACCUUUGCCCAAAUAUUACGUCCUCACUGAGUGGGCACACGCCCAUCCCUGCUCCCUCCGCUACCUCCUUGGGACCCUACGGGAAGACCCCGCUGUGCCCGACCCCCCAGUACGGCUUCCCCUCUGCUCCUUACAGCACACAGUGGACUGGCUCCACAGGCCCUACAUUGCAGGCAGGCCUCCUCGCCACAUCGCAGCCCCCGGGCCAGUUCAAGCCGGUCACUACGGGCUCGCUGCAGGGCUUUCACAUGAGCAAUCCGGCUGGACCAAACCUUCGCACGACGUAGCCAACCCCCCUCAGGGGCCAGGUGGAGUCCGGCCGAGAGGGGAGGGUUGCGAGGAGGAUAGGGGUGCACCACAAGAAGGUGAUGGGAACUUCUAGAAACCGAGCGGAGCGAUCAACGUUGCAUUUUUUUUUUUUUAUUUGUAACCCCAUGCUGUGAGAGGGAGGAAGAAGCAAGAAUCGUCCAGCGCUACUUGACUGGAAGAUUUUCAUACUGUUUAAAUAUAUAUAUAUAUAUAUA
Acipenser ruthenus (sterlet) is the source of this 8900-nucleotide messenger RNA. RefSeq names its product serine/threonine-protein kinase WNK1-like. NCBI's taxonomy places the organism in Eukaryota, Metazoa, Chordata, Actinopteri, Acipenseriformes, Acipenseridae. The coding region runs from base 1707 to 8663 and encodes 2318 amino acids. Gene Ontology annotation, molecular function: potassium channel inhibitor activity; chloride channel inhibitor activity; protein serine/threonine kinase activity. The transcript has 32 exons. The record is from RefSeq and is a predicted model, not a curated record. Gene Ontology annotation, cellular component: cytosol; cytoplasm. Gene Ontology annotation, biological process: monoatomic ion homeostasis; positive regulation of sodium ion transmembrane transporter activity; positive regulation of potassium ion import across plasma membrane.